Molecule: messenger RNA, 975 nt
Organism: Sinocyclocheilus anshuiensis
Lineage: Eukaryota; Metazoa; Chordata; Actinopteri; Cypriniformes; Cyprinidae
Product: caspase-3-like
Exons: 4
Coding region: 83-922 (279 amino acids)
Biological process (GO): proteolysis
Molecular function (GO): cysteine-type endopeptidase activity
Source: RefSeq, a predicted model, not a curated record
UCAGACAGACUCAUAAAGUAGGCUCUCCUUAUUCACACACAGAUCAUACUGCAUUAGACCUGUGUUUGAUAGAAGAGCGGUAAUGAUGAUGUCUUGUAAAUUUCCUUUCACAGCAAACAAGAGAAUGAAGAACAGGGCGUUGAUAGUGUCUGUGGAGAACUUCUAUCCAGGUGUGGGUCUGAACAAGAGGAAUGGUGCGAAGAGAGACACUCGAAGACUUCACAAAAUCCUCAGCAAGCUCGGCUUCUCUGUGGACAUCAGAAUGGACAUCGACGCUAAUGAGAUCUAUGAAGCAUUUAAAGCAGAGAGCAAGAAGACGGUCAAAGACUGUUUUGUGGGCGUCAUAUCCAGUCACGGUGAGGAGGGUGUUGUGUUUGGCGCCGAUGGACGUGCUGUGAAACUGGCAGAGAUCUACAGUUACUUUGGAGGCCCGUCAAUGGCAGACAAGAGCAAACUCUUCCUCAUCCAGGCUUGUCGAGGGCAUGAGUUGGAUGGAGGUGCGAAGGUGGAGGCAGAUUCUUCAUUCUCAGAGGAAGAGGACGGCAUGUCUGAGCUCUUUUCCAUUCCUAUUGACACAGCAGUCAUGUACGCCACAUCUCCAGGUUACGCUGCAUUCAUGCAUCCUCUGGGCUCGGUGUUGAUUCAAACCCUCUGUGAUUUGCUAGAAAAUGAAGGAGGUCCAGAGCUGGAGAUCACAAGACUUCUGACUCGACUAAACUACCAGGUGGCCUACAACUUUGAAUCCAGAGGGAAAGUGUUGGGCGGCAAAAAGCAGAUGCCAUGUUUUGUGACCCGCUUUACCAGAGAGGUUUUCCCAUUCAUGGACAGUCAGACGGCAGCAGCAGAAGAUUUCAGCUUGACCUUUGCAGCAACACAGCUUAUCGAUGAACCCAGAAGGACACGGAAGAGCUCCAUCAGCUGAAGAUCGCAGAACAGAGACUGACUGCAAAGAACAUGUGGACAAACUGAUUCAUC